Messenger RNA from Contarinia nasturtii (swede midge), 1544 nucleotides. RefSeq names its product putative ankyrin repeat protein RF_0381. The transcript is spliced from 12 exons. The record is from RefSeq and is a predicted model, not a curated record. Gene Ontology annotation, molecular function: protein binding. NCBI's taxonomy places the organism in Eukaryota, Metazoa, Arthropoda, Insecta, Diptera, Cecidomyiidae. Bases 89 to 1279 code for a protein of 396 amino acids.
UGGAAAAAGAGAUUAUUCACUGUGACAAAACUGAAUUGCAAAGUAACACAGUUUUUUUUAUCUCAGAAUAUUGUCUUCUAUUGUCAAAAUGAUUGUUAAAUUUGGAUUUGCUGUUACUAUUGUGCUGAUUGUAUUCAUAGUUGCUGAUGCUGAAAAAUUUCAAAUCGAACUGUGUGAUCUGAAAUGUGGAGAAAAUGAAGUUUGCAACCCAUGUGGCGAAAAACUCUGUAAGAAUACUUGUUCUGAUCCAGAUGGCUCUGCUCAAUAUUGCUUUACCUUACGAUGCUUUGGACCACCAACUUGCAUUUGCAUGCCCGGUUAUAGUCGCGAAAGUUCAACAAGUCCAUGCAAACCAUUAGAAUGUGAAGAUCAUUCAACAAACAUGGGAGCUGAACCUACUGAUUUGAAUCAACAACUUUUAACCGCCGCUUCAGAAGGAGAUCCAAGAGCAAUCAAGACUAUAAUCGAAAAUGGAGCCAAUGUAAAUACGGAAAAUGGAGAAAAAGAAACACCUCUUCACCUGGCUGCUAAGAAUGGCGACACAAGAUCAAUCUCGACUCUAAUCAAAAAUGGAGCCAAUGUAAACGCGGAAAAUGAAUAUAAAGAAACACCUAUUAAUCUAGCGGCUGAGAACGGUUACACCAAAGCAAUCAAAUUAUUGAUCAAAAAUGGAGCCAAUGUACAUACCAAGGGUAAACGGGGAGGAACAGCACUUCACUGGGCUGCUGAGAAAGGUGAUACAGAUGCAAUUGUAGCUUUGAUCGAAAAUAAGGCUGAUGUUAAUGCCGAAGACGAAAAAAACGAAGCACCACUUCACUGGGCUGCUAGGCAUGGUCAAACAGAAGCAAUUAAAUAUCUUAUCGACCAUGAAGCAAAUGUAAAUGCUGUAGGUAAACUUCAAGAUACACCACUUCAUAAAGCUGCUUGGCAUGGUUACGUAGAAGCAGUCAAAUAUCUUACUGAACAUGGAGCAAAUGUUAAUGCCAACGGUGAUGAUCAACUAACAGCGUUGCAUGAUGCUGCAUCAGAUGGUAACAUAGAAGAAAUCAAAAUUCUAAUCGAUCAUGGAGCAAAUGUAAAUGCCGAAGAUCAAUAUAAAGAUACACCACUCCAUAAGGCUGCUUGGUUUGGUCAAAUAGAAGCAGUUAAAUAUUUGAUUGGAAAAGGGGCCAAUGUGAGUGCAGUAGAUAUAGAAAAACAUACACCACACUACUGGGCUUCUAAAUAUGAUCACACAGAAGUGGUCAAAUAUCUAGAAGAACAUGGCGCCAACGUGUAGGUUGAACAUGAAGAUAGAAAAAACUGUUUAAAUAAAGGGCAGAUUCCGGUUUCUUCUGCAAUAUAAAUCCCAAAUUUAUUUCAAUUAUAAUACUUUUUCUUAUCUGAGAAGAAAACUUCUUUUUCUAUAUCUGACGUCCACCCACUUCUAAAUACAAAUAUUUGCACUAAUUGCAACUCAUUUUGGAUUUGUAAAUCUAAAAUUAAUCUCUUCAAAAAUCAGAGAGACAGAAUUGAAUAAACGGAACGAUAAAUUUUUAAUUUAA